AGUCCUGGCGCACAGGGAGGGAGCGCUGCGCUGCGCCGGGGCUGCGCAUCGCGGCCCACUUGCCGCUUGUCCCCUGCCCUGGCUGGGCCACCUCCCCGGGCUGCCGGUGGAGGGCUUCGAGGCGCUAACGUUACGCUGUUUCCGGUUUUCCAGAGGGCUCUGUUUCCCCUCCCAAGGCGGCGGCGGCUGAGCGGCGGAGCCCCCCAAAUGGCCUGGCCAGAUGCGGCAGGUUUGCUGCUCAGCGCUGCCGCCGCCACUGGAGAAGGCUCGGUGCAGCAGCUACAGCUACAGCGACAGCAGCAGCAGCAGCAGCAGCAACAACAGCAGCAGCAGCACCAGCAGCAGAAGCAGCAGCAGAAGCAGCAGCAGAAGCAGCAGAGGCAGCACCACCACCACCAGCAGCAGCGAGAACAGCGGCAGCAACAGCGGCAGCAUCUUCCGUCCCGCUGCGCCCCCAGAGCCGCGGCCGCAGCCACAGCCGCAGCCCCGCAGCCCCGCAGCCCGGAGAGCCGCCGCCCGCUCGCGAGCCGCAGCCGCCGGCGGCAUGAGGCGCGACCCGGCCCCCGGCUUCUCGAUGCUGCUCUUCGGUGUGUCACUCGCCUGCUACUCGCCCAGCCUCAAGUCCGUGCAGGACCAGGCGUACAAGGCACCCGUGGUGGUGGAGGGCAAGGUACAGGGACUGGCCCCGGCAGGCGGUUCCAGCUCUAACAGCACCCGAGAGCCUCCCGCCUCGGGUCGGGUGGCGCUGGUGAAGGUGCUGGACAAGUGGCCGCUCCGGAGCGGGGGGCUGCAGCGCGAGCAGGUGAUCAGCGUGGGCUCCUGCGCGCCGCUCGAAAGGAACCAGCGCUACAUCUUUUUCCUGGAGCCCACCGAGCAGCCCUUAGUUUUUAAGACAGCCUUUGCCCCGGUCGACCCUAACGGCAAAAACAUCAAGAAAGAGGUGGGCAAGAUCCUGUGCACUGACUGCGCAACCCGGCCCAAGCUGAAGAAGAUGAAGAGUCAGACAGGAGAGGUGGGCGAGAAGCAGUCGCUCAAGUGUGAGGCGGCGGCGGGGAACCCCCAGCCCUCCUAUCGAUGGUUCAAGGACGGCAAGGAGCUCAACCGGAGUCGUGACAUUCGCAUCAAGUAUGGCAACGGCAGAAAGAACUCACGGCUACAGUUCAACAAAGUGAAGGUGGAGGACGCUGGAGAGUACGUCUGUGAGGCUGAGAACAUCCUUGGGAAGGACACUGUGAGGGGCCGGCUCCAUGUCAACAGUGUGAGCACCACUCUGUCGUCCUGGUCGGGGCACGCCCGGAAGUGCAAUGAGACAGCCAAGUCCUACUGUGUGAAUGGAGGCGUGUGCUACUACAUCGAAGGCAUCAACCAACUCUCCUGCAAAUGUCCAAACGGAUUCUUCGGACAGAGAUGUUUGGAGAAACUGCCUUUGCGAUUGUACAUGCCAGAUCCUAAGCAAAAGGCUGAGGAGCUGUACCAGAAGAGAGUCCUGACAAUUACCGGCAUCUGUGUGGCUCUGCUGGUCGUGGGCAUCGUCUGUGUGGUCGCCUACUGCAAGACUAAAAAACAGAGGAGGCAAAUGCAUCACCAUCUCCGGCAGAACAUGUGUCCGGCCCACCAGAACCGAAGCCUGGCCAAUGGGCCCAGCCACCCUCGGCUGGACCCUGAGGAGAUCCAGAUGGCAGAUUACAUUUCCAAAAAUGUGCCAGCUACAGACCAUGUGAUCCGGAGGGAAGCUGAGACCACAUUUUCUGGGAGCCACUCCUGUUCACCCUCUCACCACUGUUCCACAGCCACACCCACCUCCAGCCACAGACAUGAGAGCCACACGUGGAGCUUGGAACGUUCGGAGAGCCUGACCUCGGAUUCCCAGUCAGGCAUCAUGCUAUCAUCAGUGGGCACCAGCAAGUGCAACAGCCCAGCAUGUGUGGAGGCACGGGCACGGAGGGCAGCAGCCUACAGCCAGGAGGAGCGACGCAGGGCUGCCAUGCCACCCUACCACGACUCCAUAGACUCGCUGCGUGACUCCCCACACAGUGAGAGGUACGUGUCAGCCCUGACCACGCCCGCGCGCCUUUCGCCCGUGGACUUCCACUACUCGCUGGCCACCCAGGUGCCGACUUUCGAGAUCACGUCGCCCAACUCUGCCCACGCCGUGUCGCUGCCACCCGCAGCGCCCAUCAGCUACCGCCUAGCGGAGCAGCAGCCGCUCCUGCGGCACCCAGCGCCGCCCGGCCCGGGGCCAGGGCCCGGAGCGGACAUGCAGCGCAGCUACGACAGCUACUACUACCCGGCGGCGGGGCCCGGGCCGCGGCGCGGCGCCUGCGCGCUGGGAGGCAGUUUGGGCAGCCUGCCCGCCAGCCCCUUCCGCAUCCCGGAGGACGACGAGUACGAGACCACGCAGGAGUGCGCGCCCCCGCCACCGCCGCGGCCGCGCACGCGCGGCGCGUCCCGCAGGACGUCGGCGGGGCCGCGGCGCUGGCGGCGCUCCCGCCUCAACGGGUUGGCUGCGCAGCGCGCACGCGCAGCGCGGGACUCGCUGUCGUUGAGCAGCGGUUCGGGCUGCGGCUCGGCGUCGGCCUCGGACGACGAUGCGGACGACGCGGACGGGGCGCUGGCGGCCGAGAGCACGCCUUUCCUCGGCCUGCGAGCGGCGCACGACGCGCUGCGCUCGGACUCGCCGCCGCUCUGCCCGGCGGCGGACAGCAGGACUUACUACUCCCUGGACAGCCACAGCACGCGCGCCAGCAGCAGACACAGCCGGGGGCCGCCCACGAGGGCAAAGCAGGACUCCGGGCCCCUCUAAGGCCUCCCGCCUCGCCCGCCUCACGUCUCCGAGGAGAGCGGAGACCACCGACUGGAGAGGGAAAAAGGAGCGAACAAAGAAAUAAAAAUAUUUUUAUUUUCUAUAAAAGGAAAAAAGUAUAACAAAAUGUUUUAUUUUCAUUUUAGCAAAAAAAAUUGUCUUAUAAUACUAGCUAACGGCAAAGACGUUUUUAUAGGGAAACUAUUUAUAUGUAACAUCCUGAUUUACAGCUUCGGAAAAAAAAAAGAAACAACAAAAAAAAAAAAGAGAGAUGGGCCAAUUUUUUUGACUCUUUAAUAGAAACCUAUAUUGUGGUGCCUUUUGCUGUACGCUAAUCUGGGGCUCCUGGAGAGCCGUCUGGGGUGCAGUGUGGGGAUGGGCGCUUAUAGGAUCCCAAACUGGUGGGGGUGAGAAAAGGCAGGUAAAGAAGAGACUGUGAGGUUCUAAUGGUUCUGAGGGUAAUGAACAAUGAGGAAGAAGAUGAAGAUAAGACGAAAUUUUAUCUUCCCCAGUCCAGAUCUGGAGUCCUGAACAGAGAGGGCAGGGAUCCUAGCCUUCGAGCUGGAAUUGAGAUGGGGUUAUUUCCAGGAGGAGACACAGGCCUCCCGUUACAGCAACUAGAAUGGGGAAGGUCCUCCCCAGCCCUCACAGCUGCUAAGGGAAAGAGGACAGAGAAGGCUGUCUCCCCACCAGCCCCCCCGCCUAGGGAGGGGGCAGCUCUACCAGGGGCCCAACCUUCAUGGCUCCUCCUCCCCUGCGGCCUCCAGGAUGUCCUCUGUCCUCUGCAGCACCUUCGUUUACAGGUCGUCUUUUCUAUUUUACGCCUGCAUGUCCUUCGCAUUUCAGAUUCUUUAGAUUGAAUGCAUGGUCACGCUGGGACCCGGAAGAGCCACUCCAACAGUGUAUUCGAUUCCCCUUUUAGCAAUAAAGUAACACCAUAUCCUCACAGCCCAGCUCCCAACCCACCUAUGACUUUCAUCUUCCAGUCCUGCCCUCCCCAGCCAGCCCUCACAACUGGAUCCAAUGCUAAUUUGUCAAGAAAAAAAAAAAAAAAAAAAGAAAGGCAGUUGUCUAAAAAGCCAACAAAAAUCCCGAACAGAAACAAAUGGGAGCCCUGACAUGUCCGAGCACCUGACUGUUGACACUUGAACAUUUUUAUAUUAUAAAUAAAAUCAGAAAUAACUCCUGUUUGACUGUGUGUACCUAGCCCCAGGUGAGGAGGGAAGAUAGAAGGAGGGCCUAGGAUGAGGCAUGUGGGUACUGGAAGAAAAAUUGGAUAGGGCCAAGGUAGUCCCCGAGCGGAAGUGACCCUCUCUCCAGUCCCUCUGGCCCCAGCUCCCAGGACCUGCUCCAAGUCUUCCUUCCAAAUCAUUUAUAAGGUGUCCCCCUGGGUGCUAAGGAACCCAGCCAAGGGACUGACGCAAAUCGUUCUGCUUUAAACUCAGCCUCAGAACUCUAGCCCAGUUCCUGCCCUGCAGCGGGAAGCUGGACUGAGGCAACAGUUUUCUGCCCAGGUGGGUGAAGAGGAAAGGGUUGUGGGGUUGGCACUGGGGCAGCGGAGGCAAAGAUGACCCUUGGGGCUUCAGGCAUGUCACAGGCAGAGUCUGGACAUGUAAGACAACAUAAUGGGCACCCUCAUUGCCAGAAGGACCAGAACAGCUGCUGCUCCUGAGCCCACAGGAUAUUGCUCCUUCCCUAACUGUGUACCCCCCUCAGAGCCAGGGCCUGUCUAAACAUGCUGCUUUGAUGGUCUGAUCUCAGGCAUGGAGGAGGCAGAUAGAGUCCAGGGUAAAGAGUCUUUCUUGUCAGCUACCAAGAAUACCAGGAACAAAUAUUCUAGCCAGAGCCUGAAGCCUUCUCUCCAGAGAGGUGGGGUGAAUAUGUGUACGCUUAUGCACAUUCUUGAAGGUUCCAGUGUGGAUCUAGACACUCACAGAGGAGCGUGGCAGAGAGGCAGAGAGCAACGAUAGGGAAAUGGGGAAGCGAUUGUGUAUAUUACGCAUCGCUGUGGCGGUUACACGAGGAUGGACCCAUCAAUUCCUGAUCGAUAUCUAGAAGUCUUGAAGGUAGCAGUGGCAGAAUCCUGUGCCUUGUAACCGUGAAUCACAAAGUGGGAAAAACUUGAUGAGGUGAUUAAGAAAAGUUUAAACUUAUAAAGUCAUUAUAUUUGUUAUGGGGUGCUGAGGGGCACUUAUUACAAAGGGGAAAAAAUGAAAGAAAACUCGCUGGGCUGAAUGUUACACAGACUGUAGAUCGUGGCCUCUCCAGGUGACCCAUUAGAUCUUUUCUGCUGUCUGUUUGCUUUCGUAGGGCAGUAAUCCUUAUGUGGGACCCCAGAUUAAUUGCUAUGACCUCUUGGCGAGCCCACUGAUCUCAUUAUGAUCGAGGUUAAUGUCCUCACUUAAACUCUGUGAGGACUGCAAGUUGUUGCCUUCUAGGUUUUCAUCCAGAAACCACCAGUAGGACUCAAACAACCCCAGUUAACUAUGAGUGACCCCUCAGUGAACUCACCGACCUGUACGGCCCCCAUUUCACUCCCUCAUCAUCUGCCCUGGGCUCUAAGAUAACCAACCCACCAAGAGUCCAAGGCCAGAACUUAACCUCAUUUUUCAUUGCUCCCCUUAUUACAUCAGCCAGCAUUCAAUGGACAGGUAUGGUUGGGACCUGGGAACACGCUUGACCAGAGAGCCCUCUUGACCACCCUGACUCUCAGGUUUUAGCCUUGGGGAGGUUGAGUAUGUGGCCUUUCAGGAAGCACUGUGGUCAUUGCAGGCGACUUCCUUUCCACCACCCUGUCCCCUGGAACACUCAGGACAUUCAGGCAGCUUCCUAGGUCAAAAUUCUCUUCCCCGCUCCCCAAGUUGUUUCUUUACUUUGCAUUAUCACUUUUAGUAUCUUUUCCCCAGUCCCUCUCAGAGUCCUCGGUAGCAAUGGUAAGCACUUCUCCCCUUGUCUCCCUGAUAACGGUGAGACCCAUAAACACAGGGAAUUGGUCUCUUUUACCACUGUCCCCAGCACACAGCAACGGUGUAUGGCACAUGGUUGACCCUCAGUGAAGAGGAUGAAGGCUGUUUGUCAAGAGUUAGGCACCAGGAGUUCCUGAGCCCUGGAGCAAACCUCCCGGGACCUUGUCAGGCCCUGGAUUUGACCUGUCCUUAUGGGCUUGUUAGGGGUGACAGGGAAGAGAAGCAUGAUAGUCUAUUAGAAUGCAGGAAAAAAAUUAGAACUUUGAUUUAGAUUUAUUUUCAUCUCAUCUUUUUUAAAUUUCUAUUUUUGUGUAUGUUUUAUAAUGUACAUAAUAUUUUAGUACAGUAGUACAUGUAUAUAAUUUACAAAUAAAGAAUUAUACAAUUAA
Rattus norvegicus (Norway rat) is the source of this 6158-nucleotide messenger RNA. RefSeq names its product neuregulin 2 (gene Nrg2). The record is from RefSeq and is marked validated. Bases 221 to 2803 code for a protein of 860 amino acids. NCBI's taxonomy places the organism in Eukaryota, Metazoa, Chordata, Mammalia, Rodentia, Muridae. Gene Ontology annotation, cellular component: plasma membrane; extracellular region. Gene Ontology annotation, biological process: ERBB4 signaling pathway; nervous system development. The transcript is spliced from 10 exons. Gene Ontology annotation, molecular function: signaling receptor binding; receptor ligand activity.